UGUAUAGCGAGAAAAUAUUGAUAGAAUGCGGUGAUAUGUAUCCAUAUGUUUGAAAAUACGAUCUUGACACCGAAAAAUGUGCACUGUGCGAUUGAAGAUUGUAUAACAACGAUAAUUGUACGUUCUCUGUAUUUAAUUGAAGUCUCACUCUUCGACAAUUCUUCGCAAUUUGUCUGACAUGCUUCGAAAAGUUAACCUUUAUGGACGGAAAAAUAUAUUUUUAUGAUUUUGAAAUGUUUAAUUAAAAGGAACGAGAUACUUGGCCAGCGAACAGCCAGCUAAAAAUUGACGUGCACGAUGGGGGAGAUAAAUGUGUCUUUUCAAAUUGACACUGACAAUCGCGAGAAUUUUUCGUCUGCCAUGGCGUUCCAUACCUUCAAAAAGCAGCGAGAUGCCUUUUACGAUAUCCUAAGAAUUUGGGAAGUGAAUCAUUUGGUACCAGGAUGGGUAUUCCAAAUUGCACUAGGUGGCAAAAUAAGAAAUAUGUUGACGUUGCAUAAUGACUGCACUAAUUAUUAUCACAUUGCUAGGUUAUUUAAGUCACAAUUGCUAACAUCAUGCAUACAGAAUGGACAUCAGGAUGAUGUAGUGGAUGAUGAGAGCUUGAAUUUCCUGAAAGCUUUAAAGCAUGUUAAUCCAGAAAAAUUGACGCAACUCAGUAAGAGAUUUGUGACUCCUUUACCAUCACAGAAUCAAAGUAUUGGUCCUUCAUUUCCUGGUACGCAGGAAUUUUUUAAAGAUUUUAUAUUGCACGCAUUUAAUCCAAUAUUUUAUACACAUUUGGAGAACUGUUUUGUACAUGAGAUAAUGGAAUUGAACGAUACUCAAUUUGCUAAUAGUGAGAUAGAAGACUCAGAAACAAUGGUUGACGAUCAAACUCAACAGAAUUUUAUUACUUGUUUAGCCAGUUUAAGGCUUCUUGCAAAAGUAUUAGGACUUUUAAUAUCAUUACCAUACAGAUCUGAAUGUAACACUACAAAAGAGAUUAUAAUAACACAAGUAGAGAUAAGAAGCAAAGUAUUACCAUCAUUGAACUUACAAGCAUGUCUUCAGAACGCUAUAAUCGAAGGCAAACUGUCAUUGACAAUACCUUGGGUAGUAAAAUAUCUGGCUAUGAUGGACAUUGUGUCACUUCGACUGCCAUACUAUAAGCAGAUCUUAGAACUGUUAUAUUACAUUUAUCAUGCUAUUAAUCAGACUGAUCUUUUUGCCCCUGAUUGUCUUAUUUCUCAACAAUCGGCUGUACUGCUCAAAUCGAGUUUAUGUUGGCUGUUUGAGCUACCAAAUUUUCCCAGAGAUUUUUACGUUGUCUGGCAAAAGAAUUGCAAAAUCAAGGAACUAAAGAGUCUCAAACAGAUUGAAAAAUUUUCUGAAAAGAAAAAGAAUUUGCAUUCCGCCGACUGCGCAUCGAAAAUUCCCAUCAAAAGUAGUCUUGAUAAAUUGGAUAUAAUUACCGAUCGAACGAUGCGUAUGUGUUGUCCGCGAAUGGAAUCAACUCUUUCUGUGUUUCAAGGAAAUGGGACAAAUUUGAAUAUUAAUUCUAAUAAGCAUAUUACACCCGUUACCAGCAAAUUACGUAAAUUAGGAGGCACUACUCGUGCAAAACAUUUGGAGCUGCAAUUGGAAGAAGCUUUUUUUCAUGGACAACCGGCUUCUACUCGAAAGACUGUUGAUUUUGUUUCCGAAAGAGUUGCGUCAACUUGUGUGAAGCACAUAUGCAACACCUUAUUGGCUUCGUCGCGAGAAGCAAAUUUAAAUUGUUUCAGAAAAAUUUUGAAACAUAAGCACAUCGAGAAAGAUUCUGAUGAACAGAGCGAACUGUUGAGAAAUUACUUCAAUGAAUUUAAGGCUUCACUAGUGAGCGACAUGAAUACAUUGGCCAAUAACGCGUCGAGAGAGUUAAAAGAUCAGUGUGAGAAAACAAUUCCGACGAUUUGUGAGGCGCGAGUCGCUGCAUCGAUAGAAUCUUUGUUGGCAGAAGAUUCUCUAAUGGCAGUCAAGGAAAUGUGCAUUAAGAUCGCGACUAGAAUGGCGAUGGAACGAAUAAAUCAGUGGAUUCAGUCACAUAUUGCCGGUGAUUCCUUGUUUAUAAAGGACAUGGAACUUGAGAUUAAUAGAUUCUUUCGGAACAGUAGUCCUAUACAUUCCAAGCAAGAAAAACAUCACAAUACAGAUACUCCUAGUCCUACUGUUAUGAUGGACAAGGUUCGGGAAUUGAUAUGGCAUAUGUUGGAUAACCAUGGUAUAGAUUUAACUAUAUCGUCUAUAUUGGACAUUUUAGACAAACUGUAUCACUCGUUUAAUCAAAGAAGUGAUUUAUUACCAGGACCACAGAAAGUUUUGUAUAAUCUCAGUAUGGAUUUUGCGCUGUUUUUAGUGGCAUAUAGAACAGAUCUCUUUACGCAAGAGGUCCAGGACAAAUUGAUUAAAAUAUGGUCAUUAGACAGUCUAAAAGAUGACGAAGAUGAUUCGCCUAUGCAUAGAAUUCUGUGUUCUAGAAAUAUUAUGUUGCUGACGCAGCCACGGAAUGACACAAUGUGGCCAAUUUUUGGAAAAUUUCUGAAAAGGCUAUUAGAAACAAAGAUACUCGAUGGAAACAAUUUAAGCGAUCAGUGUGUAGCUUUAUUCAGACAAGAUUGGCCUGUGCCUUUGUUAAAACUUUUAUCGAAGUGCCUGUCCGAGGCCAUUGAGGGUUACAAAGCCACUGAUGAAGCGACAGAGAAAGUUAAGUACCUCCUUGGCUGGGUAGUAGAAACAUAUCACGAGAUCGAUUUUUGUGAGGAUGAUUUAUAGACUGACAUAAUAAGUAGUAUAGUUAACGGUACUGCGAUAAUUGGAAAAUAUGACUUUGUUGAGAUAAAUUUCUGUAAAUAUAAUUAAAAUCUUUUCUGUACAUAUAAAUGUAUAUUGUUAUAUAUUACGGUACGAAACAUUCUUGUUUUGUAAAUGUGUACGCGACAAAGAUGCAUGCGUAUUAUUCGCUUUGAGAGUGUAUAUGGACGAGUAUUUUAUGAGUAAGAAAAUAAAGAAACUAACUUUUUA
This is a messenger RNA of Monomorium pharaonis (pharaoh ant), 3042 nucleotides long. RefSeq names its product codanin-1. The record is from RefSeq and is a predicted model, not a curated record. Lineage: Eukaryota; Metazoa; Arthropoda; Insecta; Hymenoptera; Formicidae. Gene Ontology annotation, cellular component: nucleus. Bases 298 to 2793 code for a protein of 831 amino acids. The transcript has 10 exons. Gene Ontology annotation, biological process: chromatin organization.